This is a messenger RNA of Dermacentor silvarum, 7208 nucleotides long. Its product is annotated as Down syndrome cell adhesion molecule-like protein Dscam2. Gene Ontology annotation, molecular function: cell-cell adhesion mediator activity. Gene Ontology annotation, biological process: homophilic cell-cell adhesion; dendrite self-avoidance; axon guidance. NCBI's taxonomy places the organism in Eukaryota, Metazoa, Arthropoda, Arachnida, Ixodida, Ixodidae. The record is from RefSeq and is a predicted model, not a curated record. The transcript is spliced from 29 exons. Gene Ontology annotation, cellular component: plasma membrane; axon. Bases 867 to 5750 code for a protein of 1627 amino acids.
CGCACCUGCUCGUCGGGAGGUCGCGCGCGCGCCAAUUCAUCGGUGCUACUCGGUCGCUGGCUACGCUGAGCGCUUUUCGCGCUGAUCUGAUUUACGCGUCGGCAGCGUGUGCUUAGCGUUGUUCGCACAUUGCCAACCGACGAGCCGGCGUGACGUAUACUGCCACAGAGCGAUACCGCGAAGCACGUGGCCCUGCGAUCAGAUCUUCUGUGUGUACCCUGCGGCUAGGCUCUGACCUGAACAAACUUUUAAGUGACUGCUUCGAACAUCGUGCUCCAGCUGGUUGCUUCCAUUCUACGAAGUAGCUUACCCUGUUGCAAUGUGACCAGUGUUUUGAGGCGAACGCUAGUUUGUUCUAAUGAAUUGCAACACUGGACUAAAAAGACAGUUUGACUGUGAUAAAGAAGUGCUCAGGUGUGCUAACUAGCAAUAUCUGUGUUAUCAGCUUGCUGCGGCAGCAUCUGUCUGAUGAAGCUACAGAAAUCAAGCUAGACAGCGGCCAACCCUUCGAAAUAAACAUAGGAAAUUGUUCCUAGCGCAUGAUUGUACGUACCUAGGUUUCGACUGCCAGCGACUUUGUUGAACGAUGUUUCGAUUGGGGCGCCUCUCCGUAUAUCGUCAAGUUUGCUCCAAAGUUUCCGCCAUCUGCCUUUUAAGAAUCGUAGCGUUGUUUUCAGCGCCUUCAUGCUGUGGAAGCCGUUCCCCUAAAUGAUUUUGAAAUUGACGAGUGUUUCCAAGUCAAACUUCCUGGAAGCUCAGCGAUACUCUGUGACAUCAUUGGCCUUGUAGAAUUUAUGGUGCGUGUGGUCGGGCCGCUGUGACAGCUGGAUUACUGCUCCGCUCACCCUUGCUAUCAAAAGGACAACAUGAGUGUUGACUGCCGUUACAGCCUCGUUUUCAUCGUGACAUCCCUGUGUCUGUUGGGGCUAUGGGAGCCGGCUUCAGCAUCAAGUCCCCAUCACACUGGCAGCCGGGGUCCCAUGAUAGUCCUAGAGCCCCCAACCAUCGUUGAGUUUUCGAGCGAGACCGGUGCCGUACUUCCCUGCUCAGCACAAGGUCAACCACAACCCAGCAUUCGCUGGGAGAAAGAGGACGGAAGCCCUGCAUCAACGGUUCCGGGGCUGCGAGAGACACGUUCCGACGGCUCACUCGUGCUUCCGGCGUUCGGCCCUUCCCAGUUCCGGCCGGAACUGCACUCCGCUACUUACCGCUGCGUAGCCUCGAACACCGUGGGGCUCGUGAAGAGCCGUCUGGCGCACGUCCGAGGAGUGGUGCUGGAGACGUUCGUCGCAAGCGUCUACGACGUGUACGUGGUCCGAGGGAACUCGGCAGUCCUCCGCUGUCACGUACCUCCCACCGUCAAGGAUUACGUCAAAGUGACGUCAUGGGUACUCGACGAUGGCGUCACCAUCGGCACACUAGAAGGAACAGGCCUUGACAGCCGCUACCUGAUGCUUCCCACGGGCGAACUCAUUGUGCGGGACGUGGAGAGUGCCGACAGCCAGCGUUCCUACCGGUGCCAAGUGCAGAAUGUGCUCACUGGCCAGAGCCUCCUCAGCACCACCGCUGGAAGGACAAUCAUCACCGAACCCCACAGCCAGUUGCCACCUCGGAUGGUCGAGUAUGGCAGCGUGAUACAAGUGGAGCAGGGCGAGCGUGCAGUGCUGCCUUGCCUGUCAGAGGGACACCCACGUCCGAGGCACUACUGGUCCCGCCUCACGGGCCACGGGGUACCUGUAGCUCUGAAGGCUUCUGAAAGAAUCUCCCUGUUGCCCGAAGGCCCGAUGAUAUUUCACACUGCACGCAUCCAGGACAAUGGGCGGUACUUGUGCGUCGCUAACAACUCGGCCGGCGAGGACAAGGCACAUGUGGAGCUCCUGGUCACUGGGCCGCUGUCGGCGCGCAUCGAACCGGUUGUUCAAGUCGUAGACGUGGGCAGAGGGGCAAACAUGAGCUGUCGCGUCGCUGGGCACCCCGUACAUGGCGUGCUGUGGACUCACAAUGGCCUCCCCAUCUCCGGGAAGCCAACUUCCGGAGUUCCUUCUGGCCGGGUUUCUCUUUUGUCUCGCGACCUCCUUCAUGUGUCUACAGUGGAGCGACAAGAUGGCGGAAUGUACCAGUGUACCGUCUACAAUCACGAAGACUCCGCUCAGGGGUCUUCACAGCUCGUCAUAGGAGAAGACGCGCCCGUUCUGGAGCACGUAUUCUCGGAGCGCCAGGUGCGUCCUGGAGGCAGCGUCUCCCUCAGGUGCUCGGCCUCGGGGAAUCCACUGCCCCAGGUCACGUGGUCCUUGGACGGGACACCCGUUCCAGAGCACUAUCACGUCCGUGUCGGUGACUACGUCAGCGGCGAACGGUUGGUGCACAGUUACGUGAACCUGACCGGCGUACGAGUGGAGGACGGUGGCCUCUACUCUUGCUUGGCCCGCAAUGGGGUUGGCCAGGUAUCUCACGCGGCCAGGCUGAACGUGCUCGGAAGGCCCAUGGUGCGACCCAUGGCCAACGUGACGGCCUUAGCAGGACGCACCAUGCGGCUUCACUGCGCCGUGGCAGGCCAUCCCAUACAGAGCAUUGUUUGGCAAAAAGAUGGCCGAUCGCUACCACAGAACCACCGCCAACACAGCUUCCCCAACGGCAGCCUAGUGGUUUCCGAGGUGCAACGCAGCGUGGACAGUGGUUGGUAUGCGUGCGUCGCCCGGGAUCCUCAAGGAAACACAGCCAGAGGGCAGCUCGCCGUGCACGUUAUGACUCCUCCGCUCGUGAGUCCAUUCAGCUUCCCGGACGACCUCACCGAGGGCAAGAGGGCGGGCGCCGCAUGCAUCAUCUCUGAAGGUGAUCUGCCCAUCACCAUCCAGUGGCUGAAAGACGGACGGCCGUUAGAUCCAGAGUUGGAUGCGUCGGUCGCCAAAGCGAACGACUACACCUCGUUUCUCUCAUUCACGGGAGUGCGCCAGUUGCACACCGGGAAUUACACCUGCGUCGCAUCGAACCCUGCAACAUCGUCUAACUACAGCUCAGAGAUGAUUGUCCGAGUUCCUCCUACGUGGAGGCAGGAGCCAGUAGACAAGGCUGCCGUCAUGGGCCAAGCGGUGAGCUUCGAUUGCCAAGCGGAUGGUUUUCCCGUGCCCGUUAUUCGAUGGAAAAAGGAACACCGUACAGAGAGCGGUCGCGAGUUUUCGGUGAUUAUCAGCAACGCCAAUGUGCAAAUUUUGGAGAACGGCUCACUAAGCAUCCGUGAAGCUGACCGUUUAGACGCCGGGCACUAUAUGUGCCAGGCACUGAAUGGAGUUGGACCUGGCAUAUCCACUGUCAUCAAACUCGACGUGCACGUGGCUGCGCACUUCGAACGCAAGUUUCAUGCCCUCACAGUUCGUCGAGGUGAGCACGUUGCUCUCACUUGCCGCGCCAUCGGUGAGCCUCCAAUCACUGUCACGUGGGCACGAGACAGACACGCAUUCAGCCCUGCCUUGGAGCCGAGGUACGUGGUUGAAGAGAAGCCCGGAGCUGAGGCACUCGAGUACGUGGUGCGCAUCCCGAGUGUGGACCGCAGGGACUCCUCGCUGUUCAGCUGCUACGCAGAGAACGCCUACGGCAAGGACGACACUAACUUCCAGGUCCUCGUCCAGGAACCCCCAGAGAAACCUCGUGGCUUGGAGGCAUCGCAGACGACAAGUCGUUCGGUGACAAUCUCUUGGACAGCGCCCUACUCCGGUAACAGCCCCGUGAACAAGUACCGCUUGGAAUACAAGCACAGAGACGGCACAUGGAAGCGUGACUCGCGCAUGUCGGCGAUCGACCCGACCGAGUCCUCGCACGUGGUUUCUUCACUGCGGCCAAAGACCACCUAUGAGUUUCGGCUGAGGGCAGAAAACCUCAUUGGACUCAGUGGAUUCAGCGACUCGUUGAUGGUUACAACUGAUGAAGAAGCUCCGAGCGGGGCCCCACGCGACAUCAAAGUGACACCUACAGGAUCCAGGAGUCUUCAUAUCGCCUGGAAGCCACCCUUGGACGAGGACUCCAAUGGCCUGGUCCAGGGUUACUACGUCGGAUACCGAGUACGCGAUGCUAAAGAGUCAUUUGCAUACAAGACCCUGGAGAGCUCUCCGGCUUCGUCCUUACAACAGUGCGAGCUGACCGACUUGCGGCGGAACACACGCUACAGCGUCGUUGUCCAGGCAUUCAAUGCGAAAGGCGCUGGACCCGUGUCUGAAGAAGUCCACUCCCAGACACUCGAAAUAGAUCCUCCGACAGCACCGCGCCUAAAGCUGGUUUCAUCGACGUCGUCAUCUGUUCACCUCAGCUGGAAUAUCGAGAGAGAACAGCCAGUCAAUGGUUUCGUGCUCUUCCACAAAGCAGAGCGAACUAUGUCUCUGGACACCCAGCCUGCCGAGGGCGCAGGCGAGUGGUCCGAGGUGCAGACGGGAGCCGAAAGGUCCGCGUAUGCUUAUCGCGGUCUACGCUGUGGCCGCAAAUACGCCUUCUACGCCGUGGCCUUUAACGCCGCAGGGCGAGGACCCCGUAGCAACGUCGUACAUGCCAAGACAGAUGGAUCUGUUCCGAUGGCACCUGAACAGCGUGACCUGAUAGAGUCCAACGUGACAUCGGUGACACUUCAGCUAGGCACCUGGAAGAGUGGCGGCUGUCCGAUCGCAUCUUUCGCCGUGCUCUAUAAGCCGCAACCGCAUAAGGACUGGUCUCCAGUGACGAGCGCCCACUUCGUGCCAGACCACCAGCAGGCAGCCGUGCUGGUCAUACCUGACCUCACGCCUGCCACAUGGUACGACCUUCUAGUCACGGCACAGAACGAUGCGGGAGCUACGGAGGCUGAAUACGUAUUCGCCACGCUCACCCUUUCUGGAGGCACGGUACCACCGCCACAGUGGACGCAAGCUGUGGAUUCGCAGCGUCGCCAGAUCCGCCUUAUUAUUCCUAUAGUGUCCACUUUGCUGGUUCUGGUGCUUGUCUCAGCGAUCGUGUGCUACAUCGUUUCACGUAGACGACUCUCAGCGGUGCCCCGGAGACGUUCAGGAGACUUGGACGAGGCGCAGGAGGUGACAAAGUCUAUCGAUACGGUGCCCAUGAGUGUGUGGGAGAAGCCAAAGCCACAGCAGAACUUCAAGGAUCCUCAGCAACAGGGAGCCAUGGAGAGGGAGCAGUUGUACUACCCGUCCCCUUAUGAUGCCGGAGGGCGCCGCUUGGCGUCUCUGUACGCGCCUGCAGGAUUGCACUCCGGGUGGGCGUCGGCACGCAGUCUGAGUGGCGCAGCGGAAGAGCCAGAAGACGAAAGGAUAGGGCCGCAUCACACUUAUGAUGUCCCUUUCUUGCGUAGUCUGCCGAACUGCCAGCAAGAACUCGAACAGCAGUUGCAGAUAGGCACAGAAGACGAUUUGAUAUCUUCAACCGAGCGCCUUGAUAAACACAUCUAUUCCAAACCAGGCAUACUUUACAUGUCACCAGAGAAGUGCAACAGCCUCCGAAAGUCCCUGCAAACUGGGAGCAUCAUUGAAGGCUACCCUAAUGGAAACGUCUCUUAUGUCUACUCGAGGCCUAAGAAGAAGCAGUGGAGAAAUCACGAUGAAGAACUGCUCUACGCUGACCACAAACUGCGCAAGCUGUCGAGGUACGCCGAGGAGCUGAAACACGCGCAGAUGAGCGCAAAAGAAAGUGGCUUGGAGACCGCUGUAGAGGCUUACGAACUGUCCGAGGCCGAGUGUGACAUGCCCACAAGACGCUUCUCCAUGCAGAGAUAGGAAGGACCGAAUCCCCAAGUGCAUCUAUAGUGUGGCUGCCACUCAUUUAUUUGUGCCUGGUUGAGUGCUGCUCCAAACGAUCGUGAUAGUGUGCGUCAAGAAGAAUGAUCCUUUCUCGUGGCGAACAUGUUGCCAAGCGUGUCAGUGGACUACAACAUAUACGCGUGACUUGCCGUGCGUUAGCCGUGCUUCUACGGUGAGAUAAUGUGAAUGAUUCCAGUUAAUUGAGUGACCAUAAGAAUAUGAUGUGCCAGACGUUUGACUUCGGAAGUGCUGUGUUAAGUUUACCGAUGGCAAAAUUUACCUGCACCUGAAAAAGAUGAAUACAUAAUGUUAACCCGGACAGAAAACAUUUUCUGGUCAUGUGAAAAGCAAUCUAAACCAUUACUGUUAACAAAGCUAAAGUUAUCCUGACGUUCAAUUGCAAUGAAUUUCAAACGCAUAUUGUAUAAUAUAUUUUGUUUGUGUUAUAUGUACUAUUGUAAUAUGUACGUUGUACUAUGUACAACGUUGUUCUCAUUUGCCUUAUCAGGUAUUUUUCAAAAAUAACUAUCCAUGCGUUAAUGGUUUCUCAUGAUCGGUGCAAAACUACUUUUGCGAGGGCAGUAUAAAGAUGGGCUGCAGAUGUGAAUCAGACGUUGUUGCGCUGGAUGUCUUGUGGUAUAGUUAGCUCUCGUGGCAAUACUUAAACACUUUCUUAACGCCCGUUAUUUCUCUACCACUGCUAACCAGCAGCAACUUCUCACGACUUCCAAGUCAUCAAGUUUUGCUUCAAGAAUUGCACUGCGCCUAUAAGAGAAGCUCAUGACAUGCCACAUGCGGCUGUCUAAAUUGUCUUUCACUAUCAGUAUGCAGGAGUAAGGAACAAGGCAACGAACAGUCUCUUCGUAACUUCCUAAGUUUACCGUGUCUCACUUGAAAUAUCAACGUUUGCAUUGCGAAAUGAAAUGUCAUUCAUAUUAAUCACUGGCUUUGCCAACUGAAAAGCCGCAAGCAUACUUUCGCAGGAGCACUUCUAUCACAUUCUGUUGUGUGUACCAGCUUUCACAUCAUGUGUCUUUAUCUUCCUGCGCAAGAGCUUUCGGGCUCUUCCUAAUAAGUCAAAGGAGGAGAUGAACAAACACUCACUGUGUGAUAUGCACAUGUGUUGCGUUUUGAUUAGCGGGAACUACUCAACAGAAGAGUGCGCGUAACAUGCCGCUUACACCCGUGUUUCAAUUUUUAAGAGCAUUGUUGAUGUAAACGCAGAUGUAUUAGAUGUAACAACAAGAACGUUAUAAGUGAGCAUGUAGAGAGAAAAAAAAAGAAACACGUUUGUGUUUUGUACUGUACUAGCCUGUAUAUAUGGGAUCCAUGUGCAUCAACGUUAGAAAGAGAAGCCAUAUGUUCCGUUGUAUACAUAAAACUCCAGAGAAGACAUAUUUUUAAUUCAAUGUUGACAAGAAUAAACCACGUUGA